AUGGUGCAAGAAGUGGAGUUUCAACGCAUCAAUAAGAAGCGCGGCGUCACCAAGUGCGACUCGGAUCUCUUCGUUCGUAGCGACGAUAAAAAGAACCGAAUCGUUAGUGAACAGAAUCAGAAUUUCUGUUUGUCUUGUGGAUCGUGUGAGCUCGAGGUGCAGCACCCGCUGUUUAGGGGGGGUCUCUGUCUGAGAUGCAAGGGGAACUUCACAGAGACGCUGUUUCGCUACGAUGAAGACGGCUACCAGUCGUACUGCACCGUGUGCUGCGGCGGCUCCGAGGUCAUUCUGUGUGGCAACGUCAGCUGCUGCAGAUGUUUCUGUAAGGACUGCCUGGAGAUACUUGAUGGCCCAGGAACCUUUGACAAGCUGAAGGACGUGGAUCCGUGGAGCUGCUACAUGUGCCAGCCGUCCCAGUGCAACGGAAACCUCAAGCUCCGACCAGACUGGAGUGUCAAAGUCCAGGACUUCUUCGUCAACAACAGCGCCAUGGCGUUUGAGCCUCACAGAGUUUACCCCUCCAUCCCUGCUGAUCUGCGCAGACCCAUCAGGGUGCUCUCGCUUUUUGACGGCAUUGCAACAGGCUACCUGGUGCUCAGAGACUUGGGCUUCAAGAUGGAGCGCUACAUCGCUUCAGAGAUCUGUGAAGAUUCCAUCACAGUGGGGUUGGUCAAGCACGAGGGGAAGAUAGAAUAUGUCAAAGAUGUCCGAACCAUCACGAGGAAACACCUGGCUGAAUGGGGUCCCUUUGAUCUUCUGAUCGGAGGAAGUCCGUGUAACGACCUCUCGAUGGUCAACCCUCUGAGAAAAGGAUUGUUUGAAGGCACUGGACGGCUCUUCUUUGAGUUCUACCGCCUUCUGACUUUGUUGAAGCCGAAAGAGGAAGACGAGCGUCCGUUCUUCUGGCUGUUUGAAAACGUGGUUUUCAUGAGUGCCAACGAUAAAUCAGAUAUCUGCAGAUUCCUCGAGUGUAAUCCGAUCCUCAUCGACGCAGUGAAAGUCAGUCCUGCUCACAGAGCGCGUUACUUCUGGGGAAACCUCCCCGGCAUGAACAGACCUCUCGCUACGUCCCUCGAUGAUAAAGUGGGCCUCCAGGAUUGUCUGGAAAUCGGACGAUUGGCAAAGUUUGAGAAGGUGCGCACCAUCACCACGAAGUCUAACUCCAUACGGCAGGGCAAGAUGGGGCCGCUGCCUGUCACCAUGAACGGCAAAGAGGAUUACCUGUGGUGCACGGAGAUGGAACAGAUCUUCGGCUUCCCCAAACACUACACGGACGUGAACAACAUGGGCCGGGCGCAGAGGCAGAGAGUGCUGGGCCGCUCCUGGAGCGUGCCCGUCAUCCGCCACCUCUUCGCCCCGCUGAAGGAUUACUAUAAAUGUGAACAACAACUGUGAACCUGAACCCCCCCUUCCCCCCCCGUAGUUCUCACGUCCUAGUUCAGCUCCUGUGAGUAUCUUCUAUAAUCCACCAGCAGACACUUUGCAGCUUCUCCAGGUUUCCUCUCAACUCGGAGCUGAAAUCACACAAUCAUGUGUCAUCAGCACUGACUCAUCGUUACUUCACUGAGCAGCUCCAGGAUCCUGAACUCAGACCCACAAAUAAUGAUAACUGUACUUAAUUAUAAUGAAUAAUUCAUGAAGCUCGUUGGACAAAAUGCCUCGAUUAUAAUACGUAAACUUAUUUAUAGCCUUAAUUUACAUAUUUGGAUAUUACAGUUAAUAAUUCUACAAGGGCCGUACGAGAAGCUUCAUUCAUAACGUCGACUUUCAAAUCCUUAAAAGAAAGAUACAGACGAGGC
Cottoperca gobio is the source of this 1799-nucleotide messenger RNA. RefSeq names its product DNA (cytosine-5)-methyltransferase 3C-like. The record is from RefSeq and is a predicted model, not a curated record. Gene Ontology annotation, cellular component: nucleus. Lineage: Eukaryota; Metazoa; Chordata; Actinopteri; Perciformes; Bovichtidae. Gene Ontology annotation, biological process: negative regulation of transcription by RNA polymerase II. Gene Ontology annotation, molecular function: DNA binding; DNA (cytosine-5-)-methyltransferase activity, acting on CpG substrates.